Molecule: messenger RNA, 1606 nt
Organism: Malus domestica (apple)
Lineage: Eukaryota; Viridiplantae; Streptophyta; Magnoliopsida; Rosales; Rosaceae
Source: RefSeq, a predicted model, not a curated record
AUGGCACUGGGAGAGAUUUUUCUUGCGGCAUUUCUACCGUUGCUGCUCGACAGGUUGACCGCUCGCGAGAUUCUCAACUACUUUGGAAACUUCCGGGGCGUCAGAAAGAAGCUGGAGAAGUGGAGGACCACGUUAUCUACAAUCGGAGUGGUGGUCAGUGAUGCCGAGGAAAGGCAACUGACUGAGGGUGCUGUCAAACUGUGGCCCGAUGAUCUCAGAGAUUUGGCUUAUGAUAUCAAAGACAUGUUGGACAAAUUUGCCACACAAAUGUUGAAGCGCAUGAUAGAGGGACGUGAACAAGCCAACACAAGCAACAAGAUAUGGAGAUCAUUUUAUAAAGUUAAAUUGAGGUUUGAUAUGAACUCCGAAAUGAAGAAGAUUAGAGAGUGGUUGCAAGACAUAUCUGUACGGAAAGAAAAGUUUGGCUUGAAAGAUACUGGGACGUCUGAUAAGGAAUCACGAAGUUUACAAAGUGCAGGCGUGUUAGAUGAAAAGCUUGUUGUUGGAAGAGAUGAUGACAAAAGGGAGAUUAUCGAAUUGUUGUCAAGAGAAUGCGAGCAUGCAGGUACUGUCAAUUUUGGUGUAGUAGCUAUAGUUGGGAUGCACGGAGUCGGGAAGACGACACUUGCUCAACUUGUAUUCAACCACAAAGAUGAUGCCAUGAAGGAGUUUGAGCCUAAGGUGUGGGUAUCUGUGUCUGAUGACUUCGAUCUUGUGCGAGUGACUAAAGCAAUUCUUGAAUCAAUCACAUCCCGACCUGUUGAAGUCGAGGAGUUUAGUAAAAUGCAGCAUGAUUUGAGUGAGCAGUUAAGAGGAAAAAAGUUUUUAAUCGUUUUAGAUGAUAUUUGGAACAAAGGUGACUAUGAUCUAUACGAUCUCUGGACAAGACUUCAAUCCCCUUUUGGCGUCGGAGCUGGAGGAAGUAAGAUACUUGUGACAACCCGUGAUGUGAAUGUUGCAAAGUUUAUGGGAGCCGCUGGAGUCCAUAAUUUGAAGUGCAUGAGAGAUGAUGAUUGUUUGGAAAUAUUUGAGCGACAUGCAUUCGGGGAACUUAACGAUGGAAAACCAGUAAAUUAUGAGUUAAUUCGAAGAAAAAUUGUCGAAAAAUGUCGUGGAUUACCAUUUGCUGCAAGGACUCUCGGUGGCCUUUUACGUUGCAAAGAAAAGGAUGAGUGGGAAGAAAUAUUAAACAACAAAUUGUGGAAUAUAGCAGAUAAGAGUGACAUUCUCCCCGUACUAAAGUUGAGCUAUCACUAUCUUCCAAAAAAUUUGAAGAGGUGUUUUGCCUAUUGCUCAAUACUUCCAAACGACUAUGAAUUUAGGGAGAAGCAACUCGUCCUUUUGUGGAUGGCAGAGGGUUUGAUUCAACAAAAACCUGAAGACAAUAAACAAAUGGAGGAUUUGGGCCGUGACUACUUUCAAGAGCUAUUAUCAAGGUCGUUGUUUCAAGAAUCAAGCAAAAACAAUUCACGAUUUGUAAUGCAUGACCUCGUUAAUGAUUUAGCAUAAUGGGCAGCAGGAGAAAUAUGUUCUAGGUUGGAAGAUAAGCAAGGUGAUAACUUGCAACGCACCUGCUUUCGAAGGGCUCGCCAUUCAUCUUUCAUUG